AUGAUGUUUCUGCGGCCUCCGAAACCUCCGAAUAUUUUCCCCAAUUCCAAAGCAACCACUAACAAUGCGUCCAACAAGUCCUUUGCAUCAGAAAAGGGCAUGCGACAUUUGCUACAGAAGGAAGGUGCACAUUUCUCAGGUUUUUGGGAUUAUGAGUUGUCUAUUAACUUCUUCAGGUCCAAUGCUCUCUUCCAACCCCAGAUGGCCCGUGAGCUUGAGGGCACCUUGUCGCGGGUUGGUACGGCUCCAGAGACGCCAGGCCAGCCAGAAGCAUCACCGACAACGCCAGUCCGUUCUAGCAUCAGCACAAGUCAUGUUUCAACCGUGGUGAGUGGCAGGGAAGGCCCCUCUCAUUCUACGAGCUCGCCCUUCCCAGCUGCCUCCACACAAACUCCAAGUGGUUCUUAUGAUCAGCUUGCCAGAGAUGAUCCUGUCAGGGCCUCUAGAUCUGCAUGUCAAUGGGGACCCAACUGGUACUUCAAUGGCAUACCGAUCUCCUCAGAAGGAGGUCGCGAGUGGGUUUCCCAAAGAACCGGCCAGGCGGUCUCUUGGGCUGAUUUUAGCAUUCCUAUCAUGGGAUAUUCUGAAGCAUCGAUCCUCCAGCAAUCUUUCUCUCACACAUUAUACGAACUUCCUGAUCAACAUGUGACCCGAGAAAUCGCGGCCGUCUUCUUCAAUUCCUCAUUCAGAUUGGUCUUCCCAGUGCUGGAUGAGAUUUUGUUUCAGACAACCCUGGAGGCCGCAUAUGAGCCUGUGGAAGGGACACUGUACUCAUCUAAGCAUAUUUCAGCCAGGGCGUGUGUUUUGAGCAUGUUAGCAGUUGUGCCUCGUCUGGGCCUGUCGAGGCAGCUACUACCCUCCAUAGAUGCGGAUUUGUGCGCUACCAGGGCACAUUGCCUCUUACUUUGCAUUUCCGACGAUUCCAGCUUGCCAACACUAGAGGCAGCAGUCAUGUUGCUGAUACAGCGCGCAUGUUGCACCGACUGGCAUGGCGCGACCUUCUUCCAAUCAAUUGCGUGUCGCAUUGUCUGCGCUCUGCGGGGGCAUUUGUGUCAUACAUCGACUCUCUCCGGAAUUGACAGUGAGCACUCAGAACGAGAAGUCCACCACAUUCGAAUGCUAUUUUGGCUAUGCUACAUAAUCGAUAAGGACAUCUCACUUUUCACGGGCAACCCUCCUCUGCUCACCGGGUUCUAUUGUAACCUGACUCUGCCUAAUACCUACUACGAUCAUUAUGCCUAUUUGCCAAGUAUGAACUUUUCCCCGGAAGGCAGUCCUCAAAAUACCAGUCCCUAUCUUCCCGGAGAUCCUCAUCUCAGCCAUCUGAAAGAGAAGGUCUACAGACAACUUCUAUCUGCUCGAACGAUGCAUGAUAAUGACAACCAGCUUCUCUUGAAUAUCCGACAACUGGACGAUGAGAUUGAGCAUUGGCGACUAUCGAUCCCUAUCGAGUUCCGUCCUGCGCUGUUCGUCUCGAAGAACUCGUUACAAAACACGUCCAAUGAAGCCAUCCCAUAUAUGGUCCGACGUAUGACUUUACAAUUAGACUAUCAUCACCUGAUGACAGUCAUCCAUACAACAGUCAGGAAAUGCACGGCCAAAAGCAGUGACGAGGUUCCAGAUCUACAUAGCGUGGUUCAUUCGAGCUUCGACCUGUCUUUGGUGGCUAGCCGCUCAACACUAUGGUGUUUGAAAACUCUCGUCAGCUUGAUUGCGGAAGAUGCAUUCCGGUUUGUCACAUUCUAUUCGACCGCCGCUGCGCUGUCACUCUUGCUCAACAUUGUGAUUCAUCCCCUAGAUGCACAAUCGCGGAUUGACUUGGAGCUCCUUAUAUUAGCUGCCAACACAAUCCGUAAUAUGCCCACGCAAGCCUUGACAAAAACCGAAAAUUCUCAUAUUCGAGAACUAAGCAAGUUCGUCAUGAGGCUGGUGUGGCUGGGAACAUGUGCAGUGACAAAGGCAGAAAAUGAAGCUGAUUAG
Molecule: messenger RNA, 1980 nt
Organism: Talaromyces rugulosus
Lineage: Eukaryota; Fungi; Ascomycota; Eurotiomycetes; Eurotiales; Trichocomaceae
Exons: 4
Coding region: 1-1980 (659 amino acids)
Biological process (GO): DNA-templated transcription
Molecular function (GO): DNA binding; zinc ion binding
Source: RefSeq, a predicted model, not a curated record